UUUAGAACAAUUCGAUGUUAAAGAGAUGGUCAUGAGCCCAAUUAAAGAGCAACUAUACUUUCAAUGUUUUAACGAAAUAAUUAGACAAAUUACGAUAAAGAAUCCGGAACAUGGUAAUGUGAUGAUACGUAUCCGUGACGAUUUGAAAAUGAGCAUCGACGGUUAUCGUAAACUGCAAGAGAGCAUGAUAGCCAAAGAUAUCCGAAAAUUAUUACUGAAAGAAAAAGAAAAAUCUAAUUUGGAGAAGAUGGUGCAACAGCUCAUGUCCGAGAAUGAAAGAUUGGAAGCAGAGUUUGCGGAAACAACUAAAAUGACGCAGGAAUUAGAACUUGAAAUCGCCGACAAGCGCGAAGAACAGGCCUUAAAUCGCGCUAAAGAGUUGGAUGAUAUAAAAAAAGAAAUGGAAAUUAUCAAAGAUAGAUUAAGAUCCGAGAUUGCCCGUGAUCGCCGCGAACGUCCCAAAUAAACUACGUGAACUAGUUAAUUCCAGA
Sipha flava (yellow sugarcane aphid) is the source of this 491-nucleotide messenger RNA. Its product is annotated as 33 kDa inner dynein arm light chain, axonemal-like. The record is from RefSeq and is a predicted model, not a curated record. The transcript is spliced from 4 exons. Lineage: Eukaryota; Metazoa; Arthropoda; Insecta; Hemiptera; Aphididae. The coding region runs from base 26 to 466 and encodes 146 amino acids. Gene Ontology annotation, cellular component: axoneme. Gene Ontology annotation, molecular function: dynein heavy chain binding.